AGACUUGUAUUCCCUCCAGGUGCGGUCAACCAAGAAGUCCAUACUGAGCGCGUAAUAUUGAGCCUUAUUCUCCGUUACAAUACAGGUUAUUUCCAGGACUAUCGCAAAGUGACUCAUACAGGUAGAAACAACCGGAGUUACAUAGUCAAGUUGGCCAGAUAACCCACCUGUUGCGUCUCUGCGCACCUUUAUCUUUAAACAAUGUGAUGACGCGUCGGAGCUAUUCCAAUACAUCACAAACUGUUAAAUCACCGAAAAAUGUGGUUCGAAUGUGUAUUUCUGAUGGUUUUCUCCUUGUCCCAUUUUGCGGCAAGCCAACUAACCCUAGCGGGUCCAAAAUGCGGACAAAGGCAGUGCAAAAUGACGGAGUAUUGUUCCCCCACUGAUGGAACCUGUGCUCCCUGUUCGAUCGCUUGUAACAAAAGUAGCCAUAACUACGAAGAAAUAAUCUGCGAAAAUAAAUGUCAAGAUUAUUUACAUGAUUUACGAUAUGUCCCUAAAGACGGAAGCAGUGAUAACAGAGGUGACCUGAGAAAUACAGUCGACAGAUUGUCUCAGAUGGUGACAGUAACACUGACUCUCGUAUGUUUUAUGCUGGUAGUCUUGGCUAGCUUCCUAUGUUUUCAAUUCUACAGAUGGAAGGAUAAGAAAAAUAUCACUUUGGCUUCCUUGAAACAGAAGAUAUUGAAAAAAAAGUCAUCACCUCAAGACAAUAGUAAUGCUGCUAGAACUAAUAAUGCUCUUACCCUGGCUGAUGGUAAAAAGGGAGACUUGAGACUGGAGAUGCCCACACCUGUUUCUCAUUCAGACCAUAGUCCUGUAACAGUGACAACGUCUAUCAGUAGACGUCCAGCUGAAGAUAGUACGCUGGAUUACGCUUACGACAAUCCAGCAAUGACAUCAUCACGGUGAAAAGGAACGACAUCAAGAUUUCUUUCUUCCUUUUUACUUUCGAAUCGAAACCAUUCAUGCAACUCAAUAAUAGGUUCAAUUAUCAUAAUACAGGGUGUCCGGAAAAGCCAUGUUGUAAAAGAUA
Phaedon cochleariae (mustard beetle) is the source of this 1036-nucleotide messenger RNA. The record is from the annotation of a GenBank genome assembly. Lineage: Eukaryota; Metazoa; Arthropoda; Insecta; Coleoptera; Chrysomelidae.